AUCAAGUCCAGGAUAAUGGCCGUUACUAUGGACCCCAAGCCAGAGAAAUUAGAAGAAAAUGUCAUCCUAAAGUUCAAAAACCUAAAGGUCUUGACAGCAGAGAAGCGCUGUAUGUUUUGGAGUGGCCUCAGCAAAAGCUUUUCAGAGGAAGGAUGCCAUGUAGUUACAUCAAAAAGCAACUCAGAAGAAACAGUUUGCAGCUGCAAUCAUUUGACGCAUUUUGCCGUUUUAAUAGACUACGACAGUAGCACAAAGCUCACUGAGGAGGACGAAACAAUUCUGAAAAUUAUCACCCACGUGGGACUGAGCCUUUCCAUCGUCGGGAUACUUUUAACAUUCAUACUUUAUUCUUGCCUCACAGAUGUUCGUCAACCUCUCUCCCAAAUUCGGCUGAGUGUUUCUAUGUCCCUUGGAGUUGGACAGAUCAUCUUCCUCGCCGGAAUAAGCGCCACAGAACACAAAGCUGCCUGUGUUUCAGUAGCAGCUCUGGUGCAGUAUUUCUUGAUGGUCGCUUUCUGUUGGAUGCUGAUCGAGGCAAUUUAUCUCUACUUCUUCGUUGUGAAAGUUUACAACAUUAACACCAAGAUGUACAUGUAUCACGUCACCUCAUGGGGUCUUCCAAUGAUCAUGGUGGCCAUUUCACUUGGCAUCGCUGCUGGGAAAGAAGGGUUACAAAGCUAUACGAGUGAUAAAUAUUGCUGGCUUUCCUCGACUAACAACCUGAUCUGGAUAUUUGUCGCCUUUGUGGCUUUCAUUGAAAUUCUCAAUAUGUUGAUACUCGUACGAGUCAUAAAGGAGAUGACCAAUUUGGUGCAGCCAACAGCGGAAGACAACCAUUUUCAGCAAAUACGACUUGGCAUCAAAGCAUGCGUGGUGAUAAUUCCCCUGCUGGGUGUCACGUGGCUAUUUGGUCUACUUUCGCCUGUACAUAAAGCUUUCGCCUACAUCUUCACCAUACUUAACUCUACUCAGGGUUUCCUGAUUUUCGCUUUACACGGUUUGCGAAACACUCAGAUCAGAGAGCGAUUUGAAAGAAAGAUGAACAUCGUUUUUCCAUUCCACAAUUCCACAAGGAAGAGCCCACACGUCAAUCCAAGUGAGGUUGGAAAUGUAUGGGCAGUUGAAUUGCAGUCUUGAGCUGAAUUUAAAUCGAAAUCGCCUUAACUUAAAUAACUGGAUCCAGCCAGCCGUAAAUAACAGUCAAUUACUUAGUAUAAUCAGCUAUUAGUCGGUUGCGAUCGGUCUGAGUUACAAUCUGCAGACAAAAAGAAGUCAUUCUCUUCAUUAUUGUUUAAGCACUCAACUACUUGUAAUUGUAACCUAUCUUCUUUAUGAUUAUAAGUUUAUUUUCUAGAAGAUCGUAUAGUUGUAGGCAAGAUUCAUCGAAAUAAACCAAUCUAUAGAUUUAAAUUUCUAAUGGCUUAGUAUCUUUAUGACUGUCCUUCGAAUAAGACCACAGAAAUCUAGAAUGCCUAGUCAUGCCGACAUUCAUACCAAGGAACUUCUCGAGAAUUUUACUAGGUUACGUAGUUAUGAUGUAACACUACCAAUCUAGUUGUGUUGUAAGCUUCCAGAAUUUUGAGGAAUUAUUUGUACAUUAGGACUCAGUGCAGCAGUAGUACUUGUUGUUGUCGGGAGUGACUGACUUUUCCGAAAGCUAUACUGAGAGAGAGCUACUAUGGAAGAUUGUGAAUUUCGAGGAACUUUGAGGACAACCAUGAGAUUGUGUCAGGGGUGAGCUAAUAAAUUGUGUUGGGCUUCACUUUGUUUAGGGAUAAUUACUCUACCUCCUUUAAGAGACGUUCCUUGGUAAGAAUAUUACAAGUUGUUCAAUAAAUUAUUUGGGUUUGUUGAUAGAUAAUGCUCUUUCUGUAGGUUAAAUCGUAUUAUAACAAAUAAUACUAAAAGUCUUAGCAGCUAGCGCUGACAUUCAAUGUUGUUGCUUAAUGAAU
This is a messenger RNA of Pocillopora verrucosa, 1952 nucleotides long. The record is from RefSeq and is a predicted model, not a curated record. Lineage: Eukaryota; Metazoa; Cnidaria; Anthozoa; Scleractinia; Pocilloporidae.